Messenger RNA from Bolinopsis microptera, 4816 nucleotides. RefSeq lists its product as uncharacterized. The record is from RefSeq and is a predicted model, not a curated record. The transcript is spliced from 22 exons. Bases 320 to 4126 code for a protein of 1268 amino acids. Lineage: Eukaryota; Metazoa; Ctenophora; Tentaculata; Lobata; Bolinopsidae.
ACACACACACACACGCGAGGCUAAUGGGGGAGACAGUGCAGAUAGUGAUUUCCUAGUAGGUAUAUAACUAAACAUUACACACGAGGCAAGCUCUCUGCGUACUCUCUUUCUUAAUUCGUCUCGCCAGUCAUUACACGUACUCUCUCUCUCUCCCUCUCUCUCUCUCUCUGGCUUCCAGCCUGGAUCGGCAGGGAGAGUAGCCUGCUAUUAGAGCUGUUAUAGUUAACGAGCUGCUUGGUUUGUUUGCUACACCCGACCUGGCCGUAUUAUAGGUAGAUAUAUUAGUGCAGCGUAUUUUGUGGUGAAGAUCACGGAAUAGAUGUUGGGAGAAGUGGAUGUUAUCAACCGUGUUAAGUUUCGGAGGAUAGCAAACGCUCUUGUGACCUCGUUUGUAGUUGGAGUCUCCCCUGUACUCUCUGUUCGAUGUAGGAAACUGUAUGACAACAUGUACGGUCGACUCCUUGCUAUUUGUAGGAAUGGUAACCCAGCUGUCGGCAAACGCAAGAUUUCUUUUGAUGAUCUAAUUCUUGCGUUUAUCACAUUCCUCUUUUUGAUCAACGGAAUUCUCUGGAUAAAUGUGGUAACGACUCAAGAUGGGAAAGCGUUGGGUGUGGACCACAUCAGGAACUUUAAGAAAACAUUUCCCAAUCACCGGGGACAGUGCACUCAAGGAUACGAGCUGAACACUCUACGUGGUAAAAAACUGUCUCCUUUUUGGCAGAUUGUAACACUUACAUCCAACAUAGCUUAUCGUCUUGUCACAGGGAGCUCUGUACACAGAUGUAGACCGUGUGAUGCUGGUUCUAGUAAAGUUAAAGAAGCACGAUCCUGCUCACUCUGUCAUCCCGGUCAAUAUCAGCCAAGUAAAGGAAGCAGCGAUUGUGUGGACUGCCCUGCUGGAUCAUACCAACCUGCUUUUGGAGCUGCAGUCUGUGAUAUCUGUCCGGCAGGAUUCCACCAGCCGGUACCAGGAGGGUGGGACUGUGUCCAAUGCCCAGAGUUCACUUACCAACCUCGUAACGGAAGCAGAGAGUGUCUACCUUGCAGUGAACAAGAGCUGAUCUCUGAUCUCCACCAGUGUGGAAUACUGGGUAAAGCUUCCAGAGACUCCCCUCUUGUUUGCGCUCUUGACAGGUGCCAAUCGGAGUCUAUUCAACAGGACCAACUUAUCACCGAGCAGCAGGAGCAUCAUGAUGAGGAUGGCUUUUUUUUUAGCGGCUAUUUACCUACUUUUGAUAAGUUGAGGAGGAGAUGGGAGGAGGAGAUGGGAGGAGCAGAGGGCACGAGGGUGAAGGAGGAAUUUACAGAGGAGUCACAAGCUGAGAUAGUUGAUAGCUCUGAAUCGGGGUUGGAAGACGAGAUAACGGUUGUGAACCAUGAUAAUGAUGAGGAGAUUGGGGAUCAUCAAAAGGACGCGACUCUGGAGGAAAAAGAAGACGAAUUGAAGGAAAAAGAAGACGCUUUGAAGGAUGAUGUUGAUGUCUUGGAGAUGGAAUUACCAACCUCCGAAUCUGAUUCUACAGUAUAUGACGCUACGGUACAUGAAGAGAUUACUGGCGAAACCAGAGAAGAAACAGAAGUUGAAGUAAACUUGGAGGAGGACCAAAGUGGUGAAUCUAAUGAAAGUUUGGUCUCAGAAGACGAACCAGAGGUUGAGCUGGACGAAAUGUCUUCUUCAGUGGUAGUGAAGACAGCAGAAUAUCUUAAAUCUACGAUGGACGAAAACGGAAAUGAAAAAGAAACUUUGCCAGUGAAAGACGAAAUUGAUGAUACUACUGAUGAACAAAAUUAUCUACCCGAAAACAACUUGAAUUCAAUGGCCGAUGUAGUAAAAGAAGAGAGCAAGGAGUUAAGCGAAAUAGAUUCAACUGAAAAAGAUCGUGUUCUUGAGAAUCAUCCGUUGCCAUCCACUCCACAACAUUCACCACCUACAAGGAGCUCCGAUCAUCCUAUCUUGCAAAAGAUCACUGAGGAAAUCAGCGAAAAUAAUAAAAUAUUUGACCCUUACAUCCCGGUGAAUGAAGACUUCAAAAAUGACGCUGUGGUUAUACCAUCGAGCGAGACCGUCUACAGAGAGGUCGAAGAAGAAAAGGACAUAGAAGUUGGAUCUGAUGAUUCCUUCUCAACAGAGGUUGCGGAAGAUUAUGAAAAUAUGAUCGAAGGAUCAGUGAUAGCAGAUGCUCCUACAGAAGAUAUUGCAGAAGAAAACAUUGCACAAAUAUUUGAAGAUGUAUCAGAAGAUGGUCUUGACUCUACAGAAGAAGAUGUGCAGGUAGCUGUAAAAGAGGUGACAUCUAAUGAUUCAGACUCUGCGGAAGUUGCAGAAGAAAAGGAUGCCAAGAUUGAAAAGUUAGUUUAUGCUGAAGAAAAUUCCAUAGAAAAUUUGGAACAAAAGGCAUCAGAUGGUCCAGAAGUCUUAGGAGAAUCAAGUGUAGAACUUGAGAUUAAACUGGAAAAUGCGGCUAUCGUACUAGAAACAGUUGAAAGUGAUAAGGAUGAACAUGUUGAGGAAUCUGAUAAAAUAUUUCUGAGUGAUACAGUCGAUAAGGUUCUGGUUCAGAGAUCAGCUGAAUGUGACGAAGUCUCCAUCAAAGCCGAUGAAGGAGAUGUUUCUAAGAAAACUAUGAGAGGUUGUGAUAUUGCAAGAGCGACCAGAGAAUGGAUCUCAACAGGGAAUUUAGCAGAACUUGAGCGGUUACAGCAACUUUUGGUUUCACAGUUUGAUGCUAUCAGGCAUCAUGGUCGUCGUGUUUUUGGAUCAGAGCUACAUCUGAUUAUCAUCCCGAUCGCUCUCUCCAUCCUGCUGAGUUACUGUUGUUUGAUGGGAAUAGCUCUACACAUGCUGGUUGUUACGGAUAGAAACUUCCUCACCAUGGCUUCUCUGUUAACCGACAUGGUGUUUCUUGCCUCUUUUACCCUACUAGAAGACGAUAUGAGGGGUGGUCAUGUGGUUGCAGCAGUUUUACUAGUUCUCAGCAUAGGUUUCUUCACUGCAUCCCUUCGGGUCGUAGACCAAAUCUCAAAAGCUUUCCCUAUAAAAUUAUGGAAGAAAAUCGCAACAAUGAUGAUACUAACUGUUUCAAGUGUUAUCGCACCACUCCUGUUCAUCAACUGUGAAUUAAUGACAAGCAAGACGAAGUAUUGGCCACUACAAGACGAGACUAUAUUACGCUUACUAUGUGUUUCCAAACUUUUGUCAAUACCGUCUGUUCUGAUUAGAAUAGACUGCGAGGUGGCCAAGUCUCCACUCAGAACAACUCAUGGAGUACACGUGAUUGAUUUAAUCUUGGAGACAAUAAAAUUCGUGCUUGCGAUGAUAUCUCCGUUUAGUGAAACUAUGCUGCAACUUGUUAUUCUCAGCUCGACCGGGGUAGCAAUCCAGUCCACACAGCAGCUGUUGUGUGAGGUAUUGUUCAGCAGUGUCCACGUGACCAGUGACCACGUGACGGGAGAGGAAGAUGAUGUCAGCGAUUUUACAGAGGUCAGGAAGCUAAUACAGAGCAGCUCCCAUCUUAUGCGGUCUUUAGUGCCUGAUAAGGAAGCUCGUAGAAGCGUGGAGGAAGGAGAAGAAAACGAGGAUACGAUUCAUCUCCAGCAGAUACUAGAAGGUGGUAUCGAGAUAGACAAAAGAGAACUAACAUUUGAUAGGGGCCGUCUCCAUAGCAACAGAAACAUAGUAGCUUACAUUAACAGAAGACCUGCAGAAGAGAUGGUAUCAUUUAACUCAGAGAGCGAGUGCAAGUUGUACCUAGCUCAGAUGACAGGGUCAUGUGAGAGUUUGGAGAGCAUUCUACAACAAGUCAGAAGAGACUCUGAAAAGUCGGAAUCUUCCAACGAGGACUACAUUAUCAUCCCCAUUCCUAAGAUAGUGGUAGAGUGCGGUGAUCAGCAAAGGAAACUAGAAGUAGAUUGUCUGUGUGUAGACUCAGAGCGGUACCCAGAUCGUAGGAGGUGUAAGUCCGCCGACUCUUGCCGAUCUCACAGCAGCCCAUCUGAGUUAGCACGAUCAGAAGAACUGCCGUACAGAUUACUAGACGGCGAAGAGGACGAGGACAGGAGAUGUUACUCCAGUCUCUCCUCGUUCGGGAACGGAUCUUGUUUAACUUGCAGAAAAACCAAACUCUAGAGAAAAACGUUACAUUUAAGAAUAUCAUGCUAUGAUAUACAAUUAUAACUUAUAUGAUAUUUAUAUUUGGUUGGAUUAAACUUGUUGGCUCCAAGAAAGUAUGUGAUAAUGGUAUAGUAGGAAUUAUGGAGUCAAGGGGUAGUUUUUGUUUUAAAAUCCCGGACGUGUAGUCUUAUUUACACUAUUUAAGGAUAUUCAUUAAAAAUUUGAGUCACCAUUUCAUAGAAAUCAGAUCCAUGAAUCUUAUUAUUCUUAAGGUUAAUGUGAUAUUGAUUGUGAUUUGUGAUGGAUUCUUUUGAAUAUGGUUGCAACGUCUGCAGUGAUGAUGAGUAUGACUGAUUAAUUUAUUUGAUAUAAAUUUAUUAGUGUAGAAUUUAUUUAUCUAAGAUAAAUUUAUUCGUGUAGAAUUUAAUUAUUUAAGAUAAAUUUAUUCGUGUAGAAUUUAUUUAUUAAAGAUUUCCGUUAUACAUGUUUACGUUAAACGUGUUUGAUGAAAGUGUUUCUAUUUUCUUUUAGCGCUCUGUAAUUAUGAUUUGAAUUUCAUUUAUUCUCAAUAUUUUGUCUUACUUAUACUUAUAGCGUUAUAUAUAUAAUAUAUCGCGAACGAAGAUACGGGCAAUUUUGUUCAUUUUUUGGGGUAUUUUCGCCUUAAAAUCCACAUUUAAACAGAUAUAAAGCUAUUACUUACAG